UCAAGCUACAGGUGGCUACGUCUCAUUAGCUGUGAAAAUAGUGUGUGUUAUGCGGCUCUUCAUGCAAAAACAAACAUAGCUUUAAUUUAAAAGUCCGGGAAUUCAACGUGUUUCUAAGGUCGCUGGGACUGUUGAUGAGAACGCCGUAUUUUCUGAGCUCGACACAUCGGGUCUGAAACUGUUGCUGAAGGCGCACUGUUUGACAGCCAUGGAAGCAACGUUACUUUACCUCUGACAGUGACAACAGUGGCUUUUUUAAGCAAAUGCCCACAAUGGCUUCUGUUUUGGAAGAUCCAACCCUAGAGCGCCACUUCAAGGGGCAUACAGAUACCGUCACCUGUACCGACUUCAGUCCAAACCGCAAACAACUGGCCUCAGGUUCAGUGGAUAAAUCUCUGAUGAUCUGGAAUCUGGCUCCAAAGGCCAGAGCUUUCCGUUAUGUCGGCCACCAAGACCUGAUCACUGGGGUGCAGUUCUCCCCCUCCGGUCACCUGGUGGCCACUUCCUCCAAGGACAGGACGGUCCGACUGUGGACGCCCACCAUGAAAGGAGAGUCCACAGUGUUCAAAGCCCACACGGCGCCUGUACGCAGCGUUGCUUUCUCCCACGAUGGACAGCGGCUGGUGACGGCGUCGGAUGAUAAGUCGGUCAAAGUGUGGAGCGUCCACCGGCAGUGCUUCGUCUACUCGCUCACCCAGCACACCAACUGGGUGCGCUGCGCCAGGUUUUCUCCAGAUGGGCGUCUGAUAGCGUCGUGUGGAGACGACCGCACCGUCCGGCUGUGGGACACGUCCACCAAACACUGCAUCAACUGCUUCACCGACUCUGCAGAAUCGGCCACGUUUGUUGGUUUUAACUCGAGUGGAACAUGCAUCGCGUCCUCGGGAGCCGACAGUUCACUGAAGAUCUGGGAUCUCCGGACCAACAAGCUGAUUCAGCACUAUCAAGUCCACAGUGCAGGGAUCAACAGUUUUUCCUUCCACCCGUCCAAUAACUUCCUGAUCAGCGGCUCCAGCGACAGCACAGUGAAGAUCCUGGACCUGGUGGAGGGGCGCCUCAUCUACACCCUGCAUGGACACAAGGGCGCUGUAAUCACAGUAGCUUUUUCCAGGUCAGGAGACCAGUUUGCCUCGGGGGGGGCUGACGGAGAGGUGCUGAUGUGGAGGACAAACUUUGACAGGAAGUCGUACCAGGACGUCCUGCAACAACACAGUCGGAGGUCCACACCAGACCCUGCACCCCACCUGACUGACAUCCACCCGAGGACCCCCCACCUGCACCGCCAGCAGCCCUCAGGCAUUCAGAUCAGUCCAGCAGUGACAGACACUCAGUCCAUUGAUCCAGACGUCAUAGAGUUCGGCCAAUCGGUUCACAGCACCACGGUGCUGGUCGGGUCCUCGGCUCCGCCUGACAAGAUAGGGGAGUUAGCGAGAGCUCCGAAAGUGCUUAUGCUGGUGUAGAAUGACAGCGGUUAAGAAUAAUCCGGGUGCAAAUAAUAUGUGAGGGUGUAGACAUCAUAGCGUUAAGUGGCAG
Gymnodraco acuticeps is the source of this 1533-nucleotide messenger RNA. RefSeq names its product POC1 centriolar protein B (gene poc1b). NCBI's taxonomy places the organism in Eukaryota, Metazoa, Chordata, Actinopteri, Perciformes, Bathydraconidae. Gene Ontology annotation, biological process: cilium assembly. The transcript has 11 exons. Gene Ontology annotation, cellular component: ciliary basal body; centriole. The record is from RefSeq and is a predicted model, not a curated record. The coding region runs from base 264 to 1460 and encodes 398 amino acids. Gene Ontology annotation, molecular function: protein binding.